AUGACGACCUCGCAAGAAGACAAAGCACAACUAGGAUGCGUGUUUGCUGGCUACCGCAAAGUGGAUAAUCUGCCUGUUGCAAUCAAGCGUAUCUACAUAGACACCAAACUCCACCUUCACCAUGACGGCAAAGGGAACCAGAUCCCCAUGGAGGUCGCGAUCCUAAUGAAACUAGCGGCUGAAUCGGAGUGGCAUUCAGCACCCAUUAAGCUACUGGACUGGUACAUUGUCGACCCGGAGCUGAUCCUGGUGCUGGAGAGACCAAUGCCGGCCGUAGACCUUGGCAACUACAUUAAAACCAAAGGAGGCUACUUGAAGGAACCGGAAGCCAAUAUUAUAAUUAAGCAGUUGGUGGAUGCAGCAAUUGACCUCGGCCAGAAACACAUUUUCCACCGGGACAUUAAGGUGGAAAAUCUCCUUAUUGAGACCUGCAUGACAUUGCCGCGAGUUCGCCUCAUCGACUUCGGUGUGAGCUGCUUCUACAACGAAGGAGACACCUUUAGCCAGUUGUACGGUACUUACACUCCCCCAGAAUGGCAUAGUCGGAAGGAAUACCAAGCCGGACCCGUGUCAGUAUUCCAGAUCGGGCUGGUCCUGUUCUUCCUGCGACAAAAAGUGACAUAUAAAGAGGGCAUGUCCUUUUUGGAGCUGAAUAAGACCCCUUGGCUUUCCAAAGAUGGCAAAGAUUUCUUUGAGGCGUGCUUCUGUCCGGAUCCGGAUAUUCGUAUCACCCUGGACCAGCUGAAGAAUCACCCGUGGCUGAGAGCCAUGUUUUGUUAGCAAGGCUGGGAGCCACAGGGGAGCAGAAUCGAGAAGAGCUCGUCAGAUAAAACAAAAGUCUUUACUUCAGGCAGGUAAAUCACUGAUAAGCGCUCCCCGUGUCCCAUCGGCGCCCUGGUGGCUCCCUGCUCCCCGUGUCCCGGCGACCGUUCCCUGCUCCCCAUCGGCGCCCCAGCCGAUCC
Messenger RNA from Pseudoliparis swirei, 962 nucleotides. RefSeq names its product serine/threonine-protein kinase pim-2-like. The transcript is spliced from 2 exons. Gene Ontology annotation, biological process: protein autophosphorylation; regulation of mitotic cell cycle; negative regulation of apoptotic process. Gene Ontology annotation, cellular component: cytoplasm. The coding region runs from base 1 to 780 and encodes 259 amino acids. Lineage: Eukaryota; Metazoa; Chordata; Actinopteri; Perciformes; Liparidae. Gene Ontology annotation, molecular function: ATP binding; protein serine/threonine kinase activity. The record is from RefSeq and is a predicted model, not a curated record.